UUCACUGUGUAUGUAAUUCAUUUAAUGACCUUUGGACGUCCUGCCUGGCCAGACAAGCCUGGACGAACAAUAGACUAUCGAUGUCGAACACUCUUUCUGCACUGGCAUCAAGCUCCGAAGAAGUGCAGGAGUUGCCUGCUCUGAAUUUCUUAGGUCCGCCCGGAACAUAUUCCCAUCAAGCGGCGUUUGACGUUUUUGGUGAUUCUGUCCAUUAUGUCGCAAAGCAGACCAUCAGUAGCGUCUUCGAGUCUUUAUCGCCUGAGCUGCCUUUUGGUAUCAUACCCCAAGAAAAUAGUACCAAUGGGUCGGUGAUCGAAACCUACAACCUACUCCGAUGCGAAUUCGCCGGUCGAGAUAGUUUUGUGAGAGGGGAGACAAACCUAUCGAUUAAACACUCCCUGGUAGUUCGGAAAAAUGUCAAAAUCGAGGACAUCGAACACGUUUUCAGCCACGAACAAGCUUUAGGCCAAUGUAAGGCAUUUUUGAAAGGACAUCUUCCAAGAGCGUCGCUUGUGCCGACAGACUCGACUGCGAGCGCUGCUCGUGCAUUGCUCAACCCACCGUCCGAGAGCUUUGAUCCUUUCAAGAGUGCAGCGAUCUGUUCAACGGUCGUGACUUCGCUGUUUCCUGGCCUGGAAGUGUUGCACACUGGCAUCCAAGAUGGAGAAUCCAAUAUGACGCGCUUUUAUAUUGUAUCCUAUGGCGCGGACGCUCGGGUCCCAUGGCAAACGCCACCCAUCUACCAGAAGCGUGCUCUAAUCCGUCUCUUGCCUGACAGAGACUCUUUGGCGUGGGAUUUUUCACGGGCGAUCAAGGCACUCAAUAUACCCAUCUCCCGCAUAGAUCGACGCCCAUCCCUAUCUUCACCCACCUUCCAUGAUGUAUACUUUCUUGAAGUGUUUGCUGAAGGGGGAGAAGAAAGUGAUGUUACCUGGUUCGAUCGUGUGAACCAGGCCGUCGAAAGAUUAAAGCAAGAAGGUCUGGAAUCCACAGUUCUGGGCAUAUGGUAG
Molecule: messenger RNA, 1010 nt
Organism: Suillus discolor
Lineage: Eukaryota; Fungi; Basidiomycota; Agaricomycetes; Boletales; Suillaceae
Product: Prephenate dehydratase-domain-containing protein
Exons: 4
Coding region: 81-1010 (309 amino acids)
Biological process (GO): L-phenylalanine biosynthetic process
Cellular component (GO): cytoplasm
Molecular function (GO): chorismate mutase activity; prephenate dehydratase activity
Source: RefSeq, a predicted model, not a curated record